Molecule: messenger RNA, 2778 nt
Organism: Colletotrichum karsti
Lineage: Eukaryota; Fungi; Ascomycota; Sordariomycetes; Glomerellales; Glomerellaceae
Product: putative poly polymerase protein
Exons: 6
Coding region: 1-2778 (925 amino acids)
Biological process (GO): tRNA 3'-terminal CCA addition
Molecular function (GO): ATP:3'-cytidine-cytidine-tRNA adenylyltransferase activity; RNA binding
Source: RefSeq, a predicted model, not a curated record
AUGGCUACCGACACCUCCGCCUCCACCGCCUCACCCACACUCAACCUCACUGCCAAAGAAAAGCAGCUGAGAGACCUCCUCGUCGAUGUCGCUGCCUCUAUCGAUGCCGCCGGUCGCUCUCCGCAGCCUCUGGUCCUGCGCUGGGCUGGUGGCUGGGUACGUGACAAGUUGCUAGGCAUCGAAAGUCAUGACAUCGAUACCGCCAUCAAUGCCAUGACUGGCUAUGCGUUCAGUAUGGAGAUGCGCGAUUAUUGCACCAACCAGGACAACAUUAAAAGGCACAACAUCAGCCCCGGUGAUCUAGGGGGCCUUCACAAGAUCGCUGCCAACCCAGACAAGUCAAAGCAUCUCGAGACCGCCACAUGUCGCAUUUUUGGCCUUGAUGUUGACUUUGUUAACCUUCGCAAGGAAACUUACGCAGACGACAGCCGCAAUCCGACCAUGGAAUUCGGCACCGCUCGCGAAGAUGCCCGGCGUCGAGAUGCAACCAUCAACGCCUUGUUCUACAACUUACACGACAGCGUCGUCGAAGACAUGACAAGUGGUCUUGCGGACAUGAAAUCUCGCCUGAUUCGCACCCCAAUGUGUCCGCUUCAGACUUUCACGGAUGACCCGCUCAGGGUCUUGAGGUUGGUUCGCUUUGCCAGUCGUCUCGAUUUUACCAUAGAUCCUGCCGCCACGGCAGUCAUGUCGGAACCUUCCGUCCUAGAGGCAUUGAAGCUGAAAAUCAGCCGCGAGAGGGUCGGGGUCGAGGUUGAGAAGAUGCUAAGAGGCAAGCACCCGCGAAGCUCUCUUGAGCUGAUUCACAACCUUGGACUGUACGGUGCCAUAUUCACGGAUCCAAACACCAACGACCGCCCCCCACCAGACGUCUCCAAGUGGAGACUCGCCUACGAGUGCCUUGACCGGCUCGCCUGCGAAAGGGCUCCAGGGUCUAUCUAUGACACGCUCGUCGUGGAUGACGACGCUGCUUACUUUGCGUGGGCUCUUGCCGCAGUCGCCCCGUAUGCACACGUCGAUACCGAGGUGACUGUUCCGAAGAGUAAGGGCACUCUUCCCCUAGCGACACUGGUGGCUCGCGAAGGCAUCAAGGCGCCGAACAAACUCUGCGAUGUGAUCACAGGGGCGUGCCGACAUCGAAGUGAGAUUGCGAGCCUGAAGCAAAGCACGUGGGCCAAGGAGCCGCGGGCCUCGGAGCGAGACACUGUUGGCAUGGCGAUCCGCAAGUGGGAUUCCCGUGGAGGUCGGUGGCGCGUUCAGGUUCUAUAUGCUCUUCUUGUCGAGGCAAUGGAAAAAUUUGAGCUGGGGUCAGACGCAGAUAAUACCCAGUUUCUCUUGGGCUGGCAGAAAUUUGUAGACCACCUUGCUGACCUCGACCUUCUUGAUGCGCCGAAUCUUCGAAGGCUGGUAGACGGUCGAUUAUUGACGCAAGAGCUCGGGAUUCGUCCAGGCAAGUGGCUGGGACAGGCGCUGGAUGUGUGUGUGGCGUGGCAGCUUCGCCAUCGAGGCGAGACCGAUCCGGCCGGGGCCAUAGCCGAGCCUCAUCGCCAGGUUAUCAAGGCGUUAUCCCUCUGCUUGAACCUAAAAGAGCGCAUUGAACGAGUGCCCGAGGAUGAUGUAGCCGCUGCUCGAAUAACCAGUCAUGCUGCGGGAUUGCUAUGCCGCUCACCCAGCGGCCUGCCUUUGCCCCUUCCACAUUCUGCCGAUGCUGCUCCGGCGGAGGAUGUGCUAGCGGUCUUGAGAGCCCUCAACAUCAACUACUCCGCUCACAUCAACGAUGACACGUUGUUGUCUGUUGUCGCCUACACGGACAGCAACACCACCUGGUCGACGGAAACAAUAGCGUUGAUGGCCGAAGACCUCCUGGACUGCGCUCUAACAGACGAACACCGAAAACGUGUCUUCAUCACGUCUGUCGUUCUGGAAGGCUUCAUUCGGCCACUCUUCUCCCAGUCGUCGUCGAGUCGGAUCACUUCGACUGGCAGAAAGGCCCACUAUGCUGAUGAUGACCGCGACCAUGCCAGCAAAGACAUCUUUGCAAGUGAUGCUGAGACUGUGCCUUGGAAGGGGGACCAGCUGCACGCCAUCACCGUUUUCUCAUGGGCUGUUGAGCGAUCGGACGAACAAGUCGUAGGGAAGAACUGGCCACUGUUUACCCCAGUUCUUCUCGCUUUAAUAGACGACACGGAUACGAGAUAUAAGGCCCAGGGCCUCGCUAUCUUACAAAGCUUCCUUGCAAGGUGCCCGUCCAGCGUUCUUCAAGACACGGGCCUCGGAGAAAUCUUCGAGCAAUCCAUAUUCCCGUCACUGAUGUCCCUACCGACGCUGACGCCCGAGGAAGAAUCUGUGCAACUCCUUGACCCUGCCUACGGCGCGGCCAUUCGAUUGGCGAGCGCCCAGUUCCCAGAGGAGAGAAGCAGGCCUCGGAAGAAUCGUCUCUUCGUCAGGUUGCUAAGGGAAGGAAUCAUUAGUGGCUACUGGUAUGCCUCCGAGUACCCGAGGACUGUAGAGCUCCUGGUGCGCCAAGCCUCGCUGGUUGUCCAACACCUGGGCACCUUCACAAUUCCACACGUCAAGGAUCUGCUAUCCAUGUUCGCCGCCAUCAUGACGGACCCAUUCUUCGUUUCCUGCCCAACCUGCAUCGAGGCAACUUCUCAGGCGCUCUCAAGUAUGAUGCUCAACUGCUGGCCUAGAAUCUCACGACCGGCACAUUCAGGAGAGCUGCUGAGGGCACUCUCGAGAGAACUCUGGCUGCAGUAUCCAGCCUCGCACCCAUAA